CUGUCAAGCGUGCAACGAACCACACCUCGUGGUGUGCAUAUUAAGGCUGGGCACAACAGAACGUCAUUGUAACAUCAUCUGUGGAAUCCUAAAACGCGUCGGAGAUGGUGGGACUGGGGAACGAUUCGGACGAUGAAGUCGAGGUGUUGGAUCUCACGACUCCGUUGCCUCCCGCCUCAAGGAGGUUAUGCCCAAGCCCGACGGUGGCAACAGCAGUGGGAGCGGUGGCAUCAUCGCCUGCCAGCCCCGCGGCCCGUGGGAGGAACAGAGAGGCUGGAGUGAGCGAUGGAAGCGGCAGCGACAGCAACGAUGAUUUGUUCAGCAUGGACUACAAGCCUCUGCGAGAGCGGCUCCAGCAGACAGCGUCUACAACGGCAAGAACAUCCGCGGCAGGCGGACCGAGGGGUAACGGUAGUAGGGCCUCAUCUUCGUCUACGAACGUAUCCCGAUCACGACCCACUGCGGCCGCGUCUACUGAGGGGUUACGCGUUCUGGGUUGUUCCUCCGAUGAAGAGGAAGACAGCGACUACGGCGGUGGAGGCAAAGGGAAGGCCAGGGCCAAGGCAACGAAGGAGGGGAUGGGCAGCCGCGGCGGCGGCGGCGGCGGCGGCGGUAGCAGCGCUGCCACGGGUACCAGCAGUUGUGGCAUAGACAACGAGGAGGAGGAGGAGGCCGACUAUGCGGCUUGCACGCAGGAGAGCCAAGUUGUUGAUCUUCUCAGCGACUCCGACGAUGACGAAGGCGGGGUAGCGCCGGGCCGCUCGCAGCUUUGGAGCCGAGGAGGAGCGGGUGCGAGGGCAACAGCGCAGCAAGCCUCCAACAACGCAUGCGACAGCAACGAUGGCAGCGACGACGACGACGCGUCAGUCCUUGGGAGAAACGGCGACGGGGAUGACCCUGAUGCAGCAGGAGCAGCAGCAGCAGCAGCGGACUCUCCAUCAGACCUCGACUUGGACUCUCUGCUGCUGGCCUCCCAGGCGUCUUCCUGCGAUGGCGGACCGGGAGCGCGGCCAGCAAGAGCGAAGAAGCCUGGCGGCGGCGGCCGCGGGCGCGGAGUUGGAAGUGCGAGCGCGGCGGCGGCGGCAGCGGCAGCAGCAGCAGCAGACGUUGUUGGUGUCCUUGACGACAGCAGCGACGACGACUUCUCGAUGGACGGUGGGGGGGGGCGGGCGACGAGUUCGAGUUCGGCAUCGCGGGGAGGAGCGACUACUGCCAGCGGUGGUAACGAUGCUUCGGUGGGCGCGGCGACGGUUUCGAGGAAUGAGAAAGCCCCCGCGCCAAAGGAGCCCGCAGCGAACAGGAAACGGCAGCGGCAAGAGGCGGCCGCGGCCGCUAGGGAGCGGAAGGAGCAGGAGAAGCUGGCGCGCAAGCGCGAGAAGGAACUGGAGAAGCGUGAGAGGGAACUGGCCAAGCAGCGGGAGAAGGCCGAGAAGGCAGCCAAGACCAAACGGGACCAGCAGGCGCGUGGAAAUUUCAGGGACGAGGAGGUGGCUUGCGUGAUGGAACGACACUUCUUUGACAGCGCCCGCAACGCCCGCGCUCGCGCCGGAGCGGCCGAACAGCAAGGCCACAAGGAAAAGUUCAUGGUGGCCCCUGGCGACUGCGGGGCCGCUGGGGCGGUCUGGUGGACUCGACGAGCGCAUCUGGACGGAGGGGCGGCGGUUUCUGGCCCCGGGGUGCAGACGCUGGACAUUCUCGUCGUCGUCGUGCCACCAGAGACUCUGCUCGACCGACUAGGCCGUCCGGGAGCGGGGGGCCGGGGUCCCGGAGACGGCGGCGGCGGCGGCGGCAGCGACUUGUUCCGGGGUCUGGGUCAGUUCGUGGACGGCAUUAGAUCAUCGGCCGCGGGAUUCAGUCGCUUGGUGCUCGUUCUUGAGGGGGCGAAGGCCGCCAUAGACAAGCGGUGGGCCGCCUCGGCGCAUAGCAGCAGCAGCAGCGGCAAUGGCAAGGGGCCCGCCGGACGAUGCGCGAGAGACGACGAGUUCGAGGACGCGCAGUGCUGGCUCCUCAUCCACAAGGAAGUGGAGACUCGGCUUACCAAGAACAGCGAGGAGACCGGCCAGUACCUCUGGGACCUCACCAAGUCUCUCUCGAGCAUGCCCUACAAGGAUGAUGUGACGGAGCUCCACUGCGUCGCUCGGAGCAAGACCGAGGCGAGAGGGUCCGAGCGGUUCCCCGAGAAGGAGAAAGAACUCAUGGACACCUGGGUGAGAAUGCUCGAGCAAGUGCAGCACGUGAGCGGCAACAAGGCCGUCGAGAUCGCGGCGCACUACCCUCUCCCGCGCGACCUGGUGGCCGCCCUGUCGGACCCAUCCGUGCCAGAAGGGGAUAGGGCCGGCCUGCUGCAGAGGAAGAUGGGCAGCAGCUCGGAGCAGCGGAAGUGCGCGCGGCGGGUGUUUGAACUCUUCACCCAGGAGGACGGAGAUUUCGUUAUCGAUUGAAUCGGUUGGCAGCAGCUGGACUUGCGGCACUCGCAGUGUGUCUCCAGCGCCGCCCCCGCUGCCGCUACCGCCGCCGCCGCCACUGCAGCGCCGCCGCCGCUCCUAAAAAGCGGAAGGAUAAAAUCAAUUUUUCGUGGUAGUGGCUGCUUUGGAAAACGUUGUCAUUUGCCUUGUCGUUGCGACGAAACUAUUGUAGGCGCCGCGCAAUCACCCGUGCCGGGCGUUCGAAACCUUGAAACAGCAUUUGUGUGUAGAUAUUUUCAGGGUGAAGGCUGUGGGGCAUGGCGGCCGCUCGACGUUCGCAAACGCGGAGCAAUGUGUUACGUGCUGUAGUUUUUUCUUGUGUAGUCCACAUGGGGGAGUGACGUGAUGUACGUGUACUUGGGGCGACCUUGUACGUGGUUGCUCCGCCUGGUCUGCCCUUAAAGGCCUGACCCGGCCUCGACUGUCUCUCCUUCCCUACCGUUAACACUGCGGUUGUUGAUGCGGUUAUUUGUUUGUAGGGUUGCACAUCUCGGUGUCCACGUGUGUAUGGUGAGACGAAUGCCUUUGGAAUGUCAGUAAGUAACAAGGAAGUGUUUUUCGUUUGGAGGCUUCGCGCUUUCGAAGGCCGUAGUAAUGCGAACGUUUUGAUAACAAAAGAAGUUCCUUCGUUUGGAGGCUUCGUGCUUUCGAAGGCCGUAGUAAUGCCAACGUUUGGGGAGCGAACUGCAGCCGGCAAGCCGUCCUCGUGUAGUACCUGGUAGGCGGUGGUGAACUUCCGCGUGCCCCGAGUAAACCAACGCUCCGGGCUGAUAUUUAUCGAACGCUGGUAGAUGUUUUUCUUGCGAGGGUAGGCCCUGUUAUGUGUGUGUGAUUCUUGUUUUUUGUGCUAUGUUUAGCGAUCACAUGAGGAUGUACGAGUGGAUGCCAAUCCGGCAUUUCUGCAGAACGGGUGCUAUGUACGACCGAUUCGGCGUUGAUACGUGGGGCGUUGUGCCUGUAUUUUUACUUCU
This is a messenger RNA of Ectocarpus siliculosus, 3436 nucleotides long. Lineage: Eukaryota; Phaeophyceae; Ectocarpales; Ectocarpaceae. The record is from the annotation of a GenBank genome assembly.